GGAACUUUGCCAUGCAUUUGACCGGAUUUUUUUUGGAGCAUUCAGAUGGAGGGUAAAAAACAGCCAGGGUGUGUGGGCUCCAUAUAUGUGCCAUGUCAUCAAAUUAACAGAAAAUUUGACGGAAACUAGUGGCAAUGACCAUUUUGAUUUGUGGAGGGUAAUCUUAAGAACCAUUAGUGUCACAAAAAACCUUAGGGAUGAAAGGUGAUAAUUUCACAAACCUUAAGGACCAUUUGGCUAAGAUUCCAUUUUAUGGAAGCUGUAUGGAGUUGGACCCAGUGAAAAUUGCAGUUGAAGGUGUGGAAACAUUCUCAAAGGAGAAUUGCGAUCUUAUAAUUGUUGAUACUAGUGGGCGUCACAAACAAGAAGCUGCUCUUUUUGAAGAAAUGCGUCAAGUUUCUGAAGCAACGCAGUAUUGGUCAGGCUGCAUUUGAUGAAGCUCAAGCCUUCAGGCAGUGUUUCAGUUGGAGCUGUUAUAGUUGCAGAAAUGGACGGUCGUG
Messenger RNA from Prunus mume (Japanese apricot), 500 nucleotides. The record is from RefSeq and is a predicted model, not a curated record. NCBI's taxonomy places the organism in Eukaryota, Viridiplantae, Streptophyta, Magnoliopsida, Rosales, Rosaceae.